UUUUUCUGUAUAAAUCCACGAAUACAUAGCAUCAGAUAACUCGCACAGACAGAGAAAAAGAAAAAGAAAAGAGAGAGAGGGGGAGAGAGAGAUGAGUAGUGGAAAAGAAUUGGUGAAGAGAUUAGGAGUUGAAAUACAGAAAGGGGAUGACUACUCGUUUGAGCAGUGGAGUAUAGUUAGAGAAUCAAACAGUGAAUCAUCUUAUGAGGAAGGUGCUGUGCUAACCACCAAGAACAAAAACACCAUCACCACAGUCACCCUCCUCAACCGUCUAGUUGAGGAAACGCCUCAAAAGGAAGUGCACCGACACAACACAGUAAUCAACCGGGAGGUCGAUCUUAGAUCGGCAUCGUCAUACUUUUGUCAGCCUAGGCAUAACCAAGCUUGGGGUCGAACCCUACCUUUGUGGAGUUGUAGAUGAUGACUCACACUUUUGCUAUUAGCUCAAGUUGUUAUGUACUUAAUGGUUUCGUUAUAUACCCCACCUCGGGGUUGGUUUUGUAUAUGCCUGUAAAUAACUAACUCUUGAAUGUAUUUUGGCUUUUGAUGUACUUGUCCUGUGAAAUGUUUUGAUCCUGGCAUGAUUUAGUAGCUCAAUGGAUGUCACAUUUUCUGGUUUAUCGAUUUUGUUUUAUAGCUUCCGGGCAGGCCCCUCUAUGGAACCAGGUUAAGUGUCCUUUUCUGUGUAGGGCAUGCCCAAACUUUUAGGGGCAAGUUUGGGGCGUGACAAGUGGUAUCAGAGCACGAGUUGCUAUCCCACACACGGAUCCAUUGAGCCUUAGGAUGUCUAGAAAGACUCGAGUAUCAUGCAUGGCAUCCUAAGAAUGUAUGAAAGAUCGAUGGCAACGAAGUAUGUACUCUACUAACGCUAACUAUUUGAACUUUGUUUGCUGGAUAUAAUUGAAUGUUAUGCAGGUUAUGGUUAGAACCAGGAUGGAAGAGUCGGACGAGGCUACCUCGGCACGGUUGGACCGAAUGGAAAGAAUGAUUAUGGACAUGGCGGAGACCUUAAGGCAACAACAGCAACAACCGCCACCACCACCAGUACCUCUACCUGCAGUACAAGAUGUUCAUGUUGAGGACCGAACCAUCACACUCACAAAGGAGUUUAAAAAGAUGAAACCACCGUCAUUCAAGGGGGGAAUAGAGCCUAUGAAAGCUGAAGCAUGGGUGCUGGGAAUAGAGAAAUUAUUCGAAGUGUUUCCAUGUACUAAAGCCCAGAAAGUGCAACAUGCCGCCUUUACUCUUGAAGAUGAGGCGCGAAGAUGGUGGAUGCUUACAAGAACAGUACAUCGGGACUUAACAUGGGGUAGAUUUCUGGAGCUGUUCUAUGAUAAGUAUUUUCCUCAAAGCAUGCGAGAUAAGAAGGUGACGGAAUUUGAGACUCUUAGACAAGGAAAUAAGACUGUUGCAAAAUAUGAGGCCCAAUUUGCUAAAUUAGCUCGGUUUGCCCCUCAUAUGGUCGAUACAGACUAUAAGAAGGCACGGAAAUUUGAAGGGGGACUGCGGGGUGCCAUUUUGGACCGGGUCAAUAUGCUAAAAUUACCCACGUAUGUUAAGGUGCUAGAAAGGGCUGUUAUCGCAGAAGGAAAUCUUGCGGCCCAGAAUCGGAUUUCCGAGUGGAAAGGGAAGAGACAAAACAACCAAUGGUCAAAGAGAUCAGUUACUCCACCCGCUAAGAAGCACAAUUCAGGGAACUUUAGCACCACUACUUCUACUCAAAAUUCCACUCCGGUGUGUCCAGACUGUGGAAGGCAACAUCGAGGAACCUGUCACUGGAAGACUGGAGCAUGUUUUAAAUGUGGGAAAACGGGGCAUUUGGUGAGGGAUUGCCCACAAUUGGUUCAACAAAAAGGCAAUAGACCCGCUACAAGUUCCGCGGGGUCUACACUAAUCCCCAAUGCGAAGACGGCUGCCAAACCGAGUAAUAACAAAGACACUGCAAGACAAGGUAGGGUGUUCUCUUUGAUUCCAGGUGAUGUACAAAAUAUAGCAAUAGUGGUGUCAGGUACAUUUACUAUUUGUGGUCAAUCUGCGCAUGUAUUGUUUGAUUCUGGCUCCACUCACUCUUUUGUGUCAAAAUUCUUCGCUCCUAAUUUAGAUAAAACUGAAGAAAACUUACCUUGCAUGUUGUGUGUGUCCUCCCCUUUGGGAGAGUCUAUGAUUUGUGCUACUAUAUACCUAGCUUGUGAACUUCAACUUGGGGAUUUUCGGGUGUAUGCUAAUUUAGUGCCUCUCGAUAUGACCUAUUUUGAUGUUAUUCUGGGAGUGGAUUGGCUAAGUGCUUAUGGUGCAACUAUAAACUGUGUGACUAAGCAAAUUAAUUUUUAUCCUUCGGGGCAAUCGGCGUCUGUGGUUCAAGGGCAGGAAGUGAUUUCACCACCUUACCUGAUAUCUGCCGUGAAGGCUUGUAACUUAAUACGAAAGGGCUGUCAGGGGUAUCUAUGUAGCGUUUUAGAAGGGCAAGGGAUGAAUGGGAAUAUUGAUGUGAUUCCAGUGGUCCAUGAGUUUCCGGAUGUUUUUCCCGAAGAAUUGCCGGGCCAACUAAUAGACCGAGAAAUUGAGUUUAUAAUUGAAGUGGCGCCCGGAACCCAACCUAUCUCGAAGACACCCUAUAGGAUGUCACCAGCUGAAAUGAAAGAGUUGAAGAUUCAAUUACAGGAUCUGCUUGACAAGGGAUUUAUCCGCCCGAGUGUAUCUCCUUGGGGUGCGCCAGUAUUGUUUGUGAAAAAGAAGGACGGGACACUUCGGUUAUGUAUCGACUAUAGGGAACUGAAUAAGGUGACAAUUAAAAAUAAGUACCCCUCACCACGGAUAGAUGACUUAUUCGAUCAGUUACAAGGGGCACAAGUUUUCUCAAAAAUUGAUUUACGGUCUGGCUACCACCAAUUGAAAGUUAAAGCUGAUGAUGUGGAGAAAACAGCUUUCCGAACCCGGUACGGCCAUUAUGAAUUUUUUGGUUAUGCCCUUCGGGGUUACAAACGCACCAGCAGCAUUUAUGGAUCUAAUGAAUCGCGUCUUCAAGCCCUAUCUAGACGAAUUUGUGUGGCAUUUUUGGGGCAUGUGGUGACAAAGGAAGGAGUCUCUGUUGAUCCACAUAAAGUGGAAGCAAUUGUGAACUGGCCAACUCCCACUAAUGUAACUGAGAUACGAAGUUUCAUGGGAUUAGCUGGAUAUUAUAGGAGGUUUGUUCAAAAUUUCUCCAAAAUCGCUGGGCCACUUACCCAACUGACACGCAAAGGAGUUGCAUUCGAAUGGUCAGAGGAACGGGAAUCCGCUUUCCAAGAAUUCAAAACAAGAUUGACGACAGCACCAGUUCUGGCUUUGCCAUCUGGUACCGAAGGAUUCGUAAUUUACAGUGAUGCUUCGCACAAGGGGCUUGGUUGUGUGCUAAUGCAAAAUGGAAGAGUUAUUGCCUAUGCUUCUCGGCAACUGAAACCCCACGAGAAGAAUUACCCCACACAUGAUCUCGAAUUAGCGGCGGUAGUUUUUGCUUUAAAAAUAUGGCGGCACUAUCUUUAUGGUACAACUUGCGAAGUUUAUACUGAUCACAAAAGACUCAAGUACCUGUUUACCCAAAAAGAGUUGAACAUGCGACAACGACGAUGGCUCGAGUUGAUUAAGGAUUAUGACUUGCAGAUCCAAUAUCAUCCUGGUAAAGCUAACAUGGUGGCAGAUGCACUUAGUCGAAAGAAUAUGGGGGACUUGGCAAAUCUGUUAGUAGAAAGGAAGGAGUUGAGGAUUGAACUAGAUGAAAUGAAUAUGGACCUAGUGGUACGUGAACAGAAGGUCAUACUCGCAGCACUAAGAGCUCAACCCACCUUGCUGGAAGAGAUUAAGUUACAUCAACUGGAAGACGAGACUUUAAGGAAGAUCUAUGAAGAGUUAGAGGCAAAACCAAAAUCGGGAUUCAGUUACGUAGAUUCGAUAUUAAAGUUUCAAGGCCAUGUAUGUGUCCCCAAUGUGUUGGAGCUUAAACGGAAAUUGCUAGGAGAAGCACAUGUCUCGAGACUAUCAAUACACCCGGGAAGCGGAACAUCAAAGACCACCAGGGUUAUUACAACCCCUUCCAAUUCCGGAAUGGAAAUGGGAACAUUUGACCAUGGAUUUCGUGGUGGGGUUACCGAGAACUCCUCGAAGUAUGAACUCAAUUUGGGUCAUUGUGGACCGAUUAACCAAGUCUGCUCACUUCUUGCCUGUAAAGACUCAAUAUAA
Camellia sinensis is the source of this 4215-nucleotide messenger RNA. The record is from RefSeq and is a predicted model, not a curated record. Lineage: Eukaryota; Viridiplantae; Streptophyta; Magnoliopsida; Ericales; Theaceae.